Callorhinchus milii (elephant shark) is the source of this 2553-nucleotide messenger RNA. RefSeq names its product RPA-related protein RADX-like. The record is from RefSeq and is a predicted model, not a curated record. Gene Ontology annotation, cellular component: replication fork. Gene Ontology annotation, molecular function: single-stranded DNA binding. NCBI's taxonomy places the organism in Eukaryota, Metazoa, Chordata, Chondrichthyes, Chimaeriformes, Callorhinchidae. Gene Ontology annotation, biological process: regulation of DNA repair. The transcript has 2 exons. The coding region runs from base 1 to 2553 and encodes 850 amino acids.
AUGGCCGACUCCGCCGAACCCCCCGCGUCAUUGCCGCCGCUGGAACCCACCCCGUUGGCGCGCCUGACCGCGACGCUCGACGACCUGCAGAGCAUGGAGGUGAACGUGGAGCCCUCGUCCGUCGCCGUGGUCGCCGUCGAGCGCUACCUGCGCGAUCUAAAGGUGCCGCAGGAGCACGGCGAGCACCAGCCUCCGCAGCCCAGCUUCGCCUACGACGUCACGGUGACGGACGGCGAGCGCCGGCUCAAGUGCUCGCUGGCGCUCCGGCUGAUCCACCUGGUGCACACGAACCGGCUGAAGGCGGGCUGCGAGCUGCUCGUCCUCCGCUACGACGUCGGCACGGCCGAGCGCUUGGUGGUCGGCGUCCGUUUCCCCGUCAUCGCCGACGCCGAGGUGACGGCGGAGCGCUCCCGCCUGCUGCCCCUGGGAGCAACGCGCGACUACUACCUGCCCCUGUGGAACAGCGAGGACUACCACGGGCAGCGGUGGGAGGAGGCGACGGCAGAGGACGUGCCGGUGCGGCCGGCGCGCCGUGCCACCGUCCGGAGCCUCGCGGAGGCCGCCGCGUCGGGCGCCAGGGGCCUCCCGCUCGUCGUGCGGCUGCUGCACAAGUCGCGGCUGCUGCACUUUGGCCGCGUGGACAGGCUGCGGCCGUGGCCCUACCGCGUCUACCUGGAGGUGUGCGACGGCACGGGCGUGGUGCCCGCCGUCCUGUGGAACGAGCUGUGCCCCGAGUGGUUCCGCUGCCUGCAGCCCGGCCAGGCGCUCGUUCUGGGCGACUACAUGCUGAAGGACGCCUUCGCGUGCCGCACCUGGCCUGACGUCUACGACCUGGGCCUGCCCGUGUUCAAGAAGUUCGAGAUCAACCUGAACUCGCGAAACCCGGCCGCCGACAUCCGGGUCGUGCACCCGCGCCGCGUGGACCCGGCCUGGCACCUGCCCGAGGGGCGCUACUGCUUCACCCGCCGCCGAGACCUCGGCUCGCUGCCGGCCGACCGCGCGUGCGACGUGGUCGGCCUGGUGUCGUUCGUGGGGCGCCAGGAGCGCAUCCGCAAGAAGGAGAACCCGUGGCGUGCGCGCGACGACUUCUGGGUGUGCCGCUGGGUGCACGCGGUGGACGCCAGCAGCGAGGAGCCCUUCGUGCUGCAGCUCUUCGCCACGUCGCAGCCCGACGUGCACGACCUCCUGCGGCCCGCCACGCUCGUCGUGUGCACGCAGAUGCGCGUCAGGCACGGCCUCGGCGGGCCCUACCUCACCACGUCCGUCGAGAGCCAGGUGUUCGUCUCGGGCCAGCACGCCGGCAAGCCGUACGCCGCCGAGCCCGCGGUGCUCGAGGUGGCGCAGUGGUGCUGCGGCAUCGCGGACGACGAUUUCUUGGCCCGCUCGGCGGUGGGCGGGUGCUACGUCUUCCCGCCGCUGCCCACGACGCUGGCGGAGUUCGCCGCGGGACGGCCGACGGCGCUCACCGUCACCCCGCUGGAGGAACUGCGCUCGGAGGUGGCCCGGCUGCACUACCGCGAGCAGAAGCGCCUGGUGGUUCAGGGCACCAUCGCGGAGGUGCGCUACGUGGAGCUGAGCGAGGGGGCGGGUGGGCAGGAGAACGGCGUGCACGACGCGUCGCCCUCGGCGUCUUUCUGGGGCGUGGAGGCGGCGGAGGAGGCGGCGGCGGCGGCGGCGGUGCAGCCAUCGCAAGCGGAGGAUGAGACGGAGGACGAGGACGACGUCCCGCUGACCUCCGCGCAGGUGGUCGAGUGGCGCAGCUACAACCUGCGCUCGAGGAAAACGGAGCCGCGGGCGGCCGUCGCCAGUCACGGCGCCGCGAAGAAGAAGCCGAGGCUCGACAACGUCGUGGGAAACCAUCGACAGCCCGGGCCGCCCGGCGCCCCGGUGAACGCGAACGAAGGGAGCGUCGCCAACUUGUUCGCGCCGUCGGCGGAGACUACGGCCGGUCCCGAGCGCGGGACGAUGCUGGCCGCGUCGCGAGAGAUCCUGCCGGCGCGGGGUCCCGCGGCGCGCGAGCCUAACUCCGCCAAGGCCCUGUGGGAGACCAACGAUUGGUCCGGUUCUCAGCUCGUCCUCGCCGACCACCUGCGCCUGGGCGAGCUGCCGGCCGAGGCCGUGAUGCGGCGCUACGACCACGAGCGGCGCGACGCUCAGCGCGAGCUCUGCAACCUGCAGCCGGCACGCCGCGCCAGCCUGCCCGCGGACGCCGCGCCCGACGCCGGAGCCUUCCGCCCGGCGUGCGAUCUCGUCGGCUACUUCGUGAUGACGCUGCUGGGGCUGGACCGCAAGGUGGCGCUGGACGUGCCGUUCGUGCCGGUGUGGGACCGCGGGGACCGCCGGGCCGCGUGCCCGUUGGCCGAGGAGCGUGCCGGGCUGCUGGAGAUUCUGGCGCACGGCAGCGUGCCGCCCGGGGUUUCGCCGCUGCAGGUCACCGAAUCGGCAUCGCCUCUCGCCGGCCGGAGGAUGCUGUUCGUGCUUGAGCAGUGCCGGCUUGGGGCCGAUUGCGUGGAGGUGACGCUGAACCGGGCGUACCCGGCGCCGGACGGGUGA